Nyctereutes procyonoides (raccoon dog) is the source of this 6222-nucleotide messenger RNA. RefSeq names its product small leucine rich protein 1 (gene SMLR1). Lineage: Eukaryota; Metazoa; Chordata; Mammalia; Carnivora; Canidae. The record is from RefSeq and is a predicted model, not a curated record. The transcript has 2 exons. The coding region runs from base 1261 to 2172 and encodes 303 amino acids.
UGUGCCGAGCGGAGGCCACAGCCAGUCCCAGCGGGGACACGAUGCGCUCGGUGCCGGCGGCCUUCCUGGCCGAGCUCCCCGGCAGCCUCCUGCUCGCCGCCGUCUUCCUGCCCGUUGUCCUGCUGCUGCUCCUGCUCAUCCUCUGCUUCAGGGCCCAGCUUGUGCACGGCCCACCUGUGGAGCAGCACCCAGGCCUGUGACGCGGGCCUCCGCCCCAGGGCAGCACACCCCACGGCCGUCAGAAAGGGGCUCGGGGCCGUGACACAGGCACAGACACAGGCGUGCAGGCAACGUGUGCACACGCGCACCUGUUCUCAUGAAGGUGCCAAACGCUGUGCGAUCAGGGCGCUUGGCGAAUGUUGGGCUGAGGGCUUGGCGUUAACUCUCCGUGAGUCUUUAGUCUGAAGGAAAAACCAAACCAAACCAAACCAAAGCGAAGCACCAGGAGCUCUGAGCCAGUCAGGCCGCCGCUGAGUUCUGCUGUAAGUGAGCAACUGAAGUGUGACGCCGGGCUGAGCGUCACUUGGGUGCGUGGCAGGCACCAGAUCGGCGAGCUGAAGGGUCCCCGGCAGGGCUCCUGAGGCUGGUGCUGCUGCCAUGCACGGCGCCCAGGAAAGGAGCAGCGAGGCAGGCGUGAAGGUCCUUCCUCUCCCGUGGACGUGUGCCAGGUGCACGUGAUGUCUCUACAGGGGCCCCGCUCCCCACGGGGGCUCCCGACCCUCAGUGAAGGCCAUCACAUACGACCUACGAUCAAAUAGAAGGACAGCUGGGGUAUUUUCUUUUUUUUAAUAGAGGGGAAGGGCCAAGGGAGAGAGAGGAGGAGAAUCUCAAGCAGGCUGUGCGCCCAGUGUAGACCCUGGUGCAGGGCUCGAUCUCACACCCUGGGGUCAUGACCUGAGCCAAGAUCAGGAGUUAGAUGCUUAACCGACUGACCCCCCCCAGGAGCCCGGGGACACUUGUGGGAGGAGACGGGGAACACAAGGAGGCCCUGGAGGACGGGGAGCAUGCCGCCGGGUAGCGGGGUUCCAUCCCAACUUACCGACUCUCCCUGGCUUUCCGUCCUGUGCCUCCUCUCUGCGAGCGCCGUCCCGGAGGAGCCAGCUGUCCGUGUCGCUGUCUGGCAGCGGGCCCAGCCCUCCUCCCUGCUAGGUCGGCUUGGCCUCCACUGCUCAGCCUCCUGGCCCUUAACGGCCCCAAGCCCUGGAAGAGAAACUUGAAACGGGAGGAGAGCCUGGGGGCUCCCCGGAAUGCUGGGGCAGGAUGGCAGCCCCCGGCCCAGGCAGUGCUGCCGGGCCCGGCAUCGAGCACCCCACGGAGCAGCAGCACCGUCCUACAUCGCGGUCACAGACCGGAGCCAGCCGUCCAACCCAGGUUUCGCUUCCGGCCACCUUUCUGGGUAACUUGAGUAUCUCAAAGAUGCAGAAAGCGGGAAGCAAGGGAAGCAACGGGCCGAGGGAGCCGACGGCCCCAACGUGCCCUCCGCCUCCGCCAUCAGCCCUUCGAGGCCAGGCCACUCAGCCGGACACCCGGUGCCGGGCCAGACGCUUCAAGAAGGAUCUGACUUUACAGCCUUCCGUAGCCCUGGGCGCCAUCUGGGCAAACUCCUGUGAUCUGCAGAGACGGACAAGGAGGCCUCCGGGCUUCCCGCCGCUCAGGCAAUGCGGCCCUGCUCAGCUGGGGGAUGUGGACGCGCCACACACGGCCAAGGCCCAGGCCGACGGUCACGUCCCCUUGGGAGCCCGGGGACGGCAGCCCACCCGGCGCUGCGCCCGCACCCCAGGGCGGGGAGGGGACACCCUGUGCGGGCAGCGGGGGCGCAGUGCCAGGCCUGGGGCAGGCCCGGUGUGGACGGGUCGAGGCAGCAGGGUGCUUCCGUCUUGGCCAUGUCCCUGCCCGGCACGUGCUCCGGAGAGAGCCCCGAGGCAGCGCCUAAUGUGGGGGGAGGCAGGAGGCCGCCCGCACCACAGGCCAACACCUGGGGUCCCCGCCGCCGAGGCUCCCCCUGCACGUGCACGGGCCCGGAGGGGCUCCCACGUAUCUAGGGCCUGCCACGCGCCAGGGAGGGGCCAGGCCCGGGGACAGGGUCCCACCAGGGCCUUUCAGAACCCAGAGAACCACCCCAGGUCUGCAAAACCCCAAAAGGCACCUGGCAAAACCGUGAGAAGCCCUUAGAGACGCGGCCCAUCUCUGCUUCUGGCUGUGAUCUCGGUCAUGGGUCUGGGCGGCGCCUCAGGAGUGGCCUCCCCGUCCCCCAGCCUUGGGGCCCCGCGCUCCCAGCAGAGGCAGCUGCGUACCCACCGCAACGAGCAACACCCACCCCCCCGGCCACCUGCCCUCCCGGGCUCCCCUUCCCUGGCAUCUCCUGAGGUCUAGGGCUGCGGCUCCAGGUGGGAGGCUGGGGGGGAGGGGGGAGGAGCUGGGAGGCAUGGGGAGGAGGAGGGGCCAGCGCCACUCCACCCUGGGUGCUUCAUGCACCAGGUGGCCCAUGUCGGCGCCUGCAGGACAGCAGGGGAGCACCACCCGCUGGUCCACAGGAGCACUACCUGCCAUGGGAGCCCCAGCUGCCGGCCCACGGGAGCACCGCCCACCAGCCCCAUGGGAGGACUGCCCCCCCACGGGAGGACCGCCUGCCAGCCCCAUGGGAGCACCACCCACCGGCCCCAUGGGUGCACUGCCUGCAGGCUCCACAGGAGGACCUCCCACCGGCCCCACAGGAACACCGACCCCCGGCCCCAUGGGAGCACCGCCCGCCAACCCAUGGAAGCACUGACCCUGGCCCCACAGGAGCACCACCCCUUGGCCCAUGGGAGCAUCACCCACUGGCCCACAGGAGCACUGCCCGCUGGUCCCACGGGAGGAGUCCCCCCCCACAGGAGCACUGCCCACUGCCCCACGGGAGCACCACCCGCUGGCCCCAUGGGAGAACUGCCCCCCACGGGAAGACCGCCCCCUGGCCCACGGGAGCACCGCCUGCCAGCCCCAUGGCCAAAGCGGGUUUCCCCACUGCUUCCCUUCAGUUCGGACUAGGCCCCGGUGCGCCGGCUGUGGCAAGUGGGGUUGGAGUGCUGGUCCCUGUGGGCACCGGCCAGGGGCAGCUCCCGGGAAGCCUGCCCUGCAUGGCUCUCAAAAACCUCCUACUCACACCACAGGCUGCUGAUCUUUCCCUCUUCUCCCAAAGGGAACUGUGCAUCCUUUUCAUGGGUAACUCCUGCCUAUACGUUUUCCAGGGUUAGCAGGCAACCUUAGCCUGAACAUACUUUCAUUUUUAUGUAGGUCUCUUCCCUUUGUUUUCCAAAUUUUCCUUUAAAGAAAAAGAUCUUUAAGAAUAUUUUAAAAAGGCUGUUCUUUCUGUAGCUGUUUUCCUAAGUGUAAGUAGUUAUAUCAUUUCUAUACUUUUAGGGGAAUUGAGAGCACUUGGCCCCAAAUAAGAUAUCACCAGUUCGUAUCUUUAUUUAGCUGUUCCCACUUAAAAACCGUAGGCAGAUGGUCAAGUGUCACGUCAUGAAUCUUCCAACUAGGGUCACGGCAAAUGUAAUUGUUCCUAUUUUGUUCCUGUAAAGAAAAGGACAUUGAGAGAUUAAGCGGGGUGUUCACAGAAUCCCAGAGUCCUACAUUCUGGAGCAGAAAACCAGCUCGCCCGCCCCAUACGUCCUAGUCCAUCCACCGAAGAGGCAUUUUAGGAUGUGAUGGACGGUAUUGUGAUCGCUCACCACUGAUCCCCACAUUCGGAGGUAAUGGUGCCCGCGGAGCUAAUUAGUUUGUAGACCCCAACGUUCUCACAAAGGAAGAAAGGAAAUUCUCUAGCGUCAUGCGCUCUCCGUCCCUUGCCUUGAGGAGUGGCUUUGGAGGCAGCUCGGAAGCCUGAACCUCCCAUCAGCGAAGCCUUCAUCACCCACUGCCAUGGACAUUUCCUACCUUGUGGAGCAGAGGCUUGGAUGAUCUCCCCAAGUCCUGUGAUUCCUAAACCUCUACCUACAGUGCGAUACUUGCCCCCCAAAUACCUUCACCCUGACCAAGCACAGAAUGCUCUCUAAAUAACCAACAGUGCCCAAAUAAUCAUUAUUUUCUUAAAAACAAGUCUAUUGAAUGCCUGCAAGUUUCCGUAUGGGGUUAGACCCAAAAUAAGGCCCAGUAAGUGAUUGCAGUCUGGCCCUCAGUGACGUUCACGUUCCAGAACAAACAUCUCAAGCGCUGAAAAUGCGCGGGCGCCCAGACAGCUUUCACUGACCUUCAUAUGUGUGUCCCAGUGGUCCGCGAUCGAGAGGGGGAAAGAACAAGUCCAGACGACGUAAGGGUUAGUGGAGAGCUCGGACUGUGGAACCAAACCAAACGGGGUUUGACUUCCAGAUGUCGCCACGGCCACCCGACCUCCUGAGGUCGUUUCUUCGUCUCUAAAAUCAGGUCGUAGCAGGAAAUAGCCAUCUGGUUGGUGUGGCGGUUGAGUGAGGCGCUACGCACAAGGUUCUCAAGAGCGCCUACCACAAAACUACCGUGAUCACUACUCCUGCAGCUUACAACCCCCUAGAAGCUGUGUUUUGGCACAAGCGUAGCUAUGAUUAAAAAUCACCCUUGUAAGAAUUAACUAAGCUGCCCAAAUCGCUCACCUGGAGAGUGGGAGAGACCAGAACGGAACUGGGCGGGCGGGCGCCGGAGCUAGGCUUGUCCGCUACCAUGCAGACUGCACGUGCGCAGGCACCUGCUGCAGGGGUGCACCCACCGACACGGAGGGGGCCGGGGGAGAACUUUAAGCAAGGCAAGGAGCUGAUGAAAGCUCGGAGCGGCUUUGCUCUCCUCACGGGACAGCUUACGAGUGACGGGGACUCCUUAGCGCCAAGGCUUCGCCCUGAGUCCCAGAGGCCACAUCCCUUCACCUGGGGCCUCAAGAGGGAGACAUCCAUCGCCUAUGGAGGGGGCUCAAGGACAAACUCCGUGUUCUCAAGGCCACCUGGUGUCACCUGCCUGGGGCCUCCCGGUGUGCUCCCUGAGCCAGGGGAGCCAAAAGGGGCGGGGGGGGGGGCGCUGCGCUUGGUGGGCUCCCCCUGGGGCUCUCCAUGCUGGUUCUCGCUCCCUGACUCCUGUCCGUCAGUCUCGCUGCCCAGGUCGACCAUUCUCAGUUCUGCGAUGUGUGUCCCGGUUCCUCUGUCACAGCACCGAUCGUGUGGUCAGUCUUCGGGGUUACGGGGGAGAGGGACCCAUCCCCUCUGGAUGAGACUGUGGCCUAGCGGGGCCCCUCGAGAGACGCCUUGGUGCCAGCAGUGGUCCCAGGAAGGGGGUGGGCAGCGGGGCCCAGUGUGGCCAGGUGGGCGCGGCACCUGCAGGCUGGGCACAGCCUGAAGCUUCCAGAGUGCAGAGAACUGGUGUCACCUGCCUCAGCAUGUGCGGCCCUGAGUAAGACAAGCGAGGGCAACAGCCACAGGACACCACUGCGAGAAUGAGGCGCGUGAGGUGUGCACAGCGAUUCCCGGUGUGGGCCCUGCCCCGUCCUCCCCACGUCCCCUGCUGCAGCUUCCGAGGCUCGGGGAACCCACGCCCGUCACACCCAGGGCCCGGGUGACUCCUCCAGGGCAGGCGCGGUGCCCAGCGGGGGACAUGCCGCGUGGGCCCAAUCGAGCCAAAGACCCAUGAACACGCAGCCCCCGCUACAGGCUCCUGGUCUCGGAUCUGGAUGACCCAGUAACUGCGGUUCUGGAAAGAAGAUUCUGAGGAGGAGAAGCAGGCCCGGGGCCAGGCGGGCGAGAAGGCGGGGGUAUUUGCUGCCAUUCAGGGAAGACCCGGGGGACCCGCGGGGACCUCAGGGGACAUUGCAUGGCCGCCAGGGGGGUGACACUGGAGCUGCAGAGGCAAGCGGGAGGCCGCAGGUCGCGGGGGGUGGUGACAGCCGGAGUAAGGGGCUCGGGCCGGGCCACCGAAGGGAGCUGCAUGGGAAGGCGCCACUGUCCCUGGCCCGGGGCCACCGGGAGCUCGCGGGGUCGGGCAGGUGCGCAGGCGAUGAAGGUCGCAACCGUCAGUUCAGUGAAGGACGAGAGGCAGCAGGGGGAGGGCAGCGCCAGCCGAUGGCCCCACACAGGUUUGGGGGGCCUGUGUCCCCCUUCACACCCCUGCCUUGGCCUACGACCUGCUUUAUCGAUGCCAACCCAGUGGGGCCUUAGGGACGCUGAUCGUGGGAUCAGAACUCACUGAGCUCGCACCUGUCAGGAUGACGUGUCCGCCACCGUCGGGAGC